UUUUACUCGAGAAUUAAUUGAAAAAUUUAAAGAGUCUUGAAAAAAUUAUUUCUAUUAGAUUGAGAAUGAAGGACUUGCCUCGUUUUUCCGCUGCUCUAAGAGCAAAUACAGAUCUGGAAGCUAAGUUGCCGCUAAUGUUAACUAAUGAAGAAUUGGAAGAAGCCAGAAGAGAAAGAUAUAAUUUUCUUAAAGCGCAAACAGAAGAGGUGCAAACUAUUGCCCUUAUUUUAGAUCAAAUACCUCAAGGAAAACAAGCACAGGUAAAACUGCAAAUGCACAAAUUGCGAAAUAUUGUUCGAGAAUGCAUGGGUUUUGAAGGACAACCCCAGGUAGUGGAACAUGCAACUUUAUUUUUAUUUUGGCUAAUGCUUGGCCAGAGAGUUAUAUUAGUUGCUACAACGAUGCAAAUACGUACAGUGUUCGGCACUAUUUUUGGUAGCAAAUUGGCUAACAUACAUCAAUGCGUUUGCGUCAUUAACGAUCUUUUAGAAAAUAAUGAAAUAGAAAAAUUGAAAAGGUGGAAUAAAAAGCUGGCCAGAGGCGGUAAAGACUAUCCCAUAUUUGGUGAAAACAUUAAGAUUGAAAUGAGGUUUGCUGAAAUUUGUGAUGUAAAGGGCCUGACAGAUUGGUCUCCAGAUGCCAAUAUUAGAAAUGAAGCGAUCGCUCGUUUCAAUAUGCAAUGGGAUCAAAGCGAUAAACGUCCUUCUCAAGGGGAAGAAAAACUUGCCAAUAUCAUCCACGCUUUAGAAAAAAAAGCUAAUGACACGGGUCAUUCAGAGUUGAUAAAUAGUGUCACUGAAUUGCUUAACUCUAAAAGAACUGAUGCCGAACUACAGAACGAUUUAAUAGAAUUAUUAGGCUUUGAGCAUUUCGAUUUGGUACAAGAUUUGCUUACACAACGACGAGUAAUGGUAACUUACCUUUUAGAGAUCGAACAAAAAGAACGACGCCAGAAGCGUACUAAACAGUUGCAGAAAAAAAAACAAAGCGGCUUAAACACUAACGUGGAAAUACGUCCUACAGUAGCAACGGCGGUUGUGGUGCAAUCGACAGCUGAAAAAGAGCUAAAUAAACAGCAAAGACGUGAGGAAAAGAAAAUGAAUCGUUUAAUGCACAGCAUAGGGCGAUCUGAAAAUGAAAACGACGAACGUACAGCAGAAUUAAUUAACCCUAUGCAGUUGCGUUUACAACAUCAACGUAACUUACUAGAAACGGCCCAACGAGAACCUAUACUUAAAACGACACAGAACUUUAAAGAAUUCCGAAGCAGAUUUAAUGCGCAAUCUGCCGCACAACGUUACCCUUAUGUGUUUGACAGUCAAUUAGACGCUAAACAACAUGCUGGCUUUAUAGGAGUAAAUCGUAUUUGCCUACCGGACCAUGCUGAACGGUCGGACAAUCGUCAAUAUGAAGAAGUGAAAAUACCUGCUACGGAACCACCGCCCCUUAACGUAGGUAACAAUCGUGUUAACAUUAGCGAUUUAGAUGAAGUUGGGAAAAUAGCUUUUGCCAACUGUAAACAGUUGAAUCGAAUACAAUCAGUGGUAUAUCCAGUUGCCUAUCAUAGCAAUGAAAAUAUGUUGGUCUGUGCGCCCACGGGCGCAGGUAAAACAAAUGUGGCGAUGCUAACCAUCGUACAUACUAUACGAACUCACCUUGAAAAUGGCAUUAUAAAUCGUGAGCAAUUCAAAAUAGUCUAUAUUGCUCCAAUGAAAGCUUUGGCCGCGGAAAUGGUAACGAAUUUUUCGAAGCGCUUGAAGGAACUGAAUAUAGUAGUGAAGGAGUUGACCGGCGAUAUGCAACUGACAAAAACGGAAAUGAGUGAGACGCAGAUAUUGGUAACGACACCGGAAAAGUGGGAUGUGGUAACAAGGAAAGGAGCUGGCGACGUGUCGCUUAUUAGCUUAGUAAAAUUAUUAAUCAUAGAUGAAGUUCAUCUGUUGCAUGGCGAACGCGGUCCAGUAGUGGAGGCGUUAGUGGCACGUACUCUACGUUUGGUAGAAUCUUCUCAAAGUAUGAUACGUAUAGUGGGUCUCUCGGCCACUUUGCCGAACUACAUCGAUGUCGCCAAUUUCCUUCGAGUGAAUCCCAUGAAGGGUCUUUUCUACUUUGAUGGACGUUUUCGCCCUGUACCUUUAGAUACCAAUUUUAUUGGUAUCAAAGCCAUUAAGCCUUUACAACAGCUAAGCGAUAUGGAUCAAGUUUGCUAUCAGAAAUGUGUAGAGCAACUGCUACACGGUCAUCAGGUAAUGGUGUUUGUGCAUGCCCGUAAUGCUACAGUACGCACAGCUAGCACCCUACGUGAAUUGGCGCAGCAGAACAAUAUGUGUGCCCUCUUUCUGCCCGAUACCAAUACCAGUGAUUAUGGAUUAGCUACUAAAGCCAUACAGAAGUCACGGAACAAACAAUUAGUGGAACUGUUUUCGGCUGGCAUCGCUAUGCAUCAUGCUGGUAUGUUAAGAACGGACAGACAUUUGGUAGAGAAAUAUUUCUCGGAGGGAUACAUUAAAGUAUUAGUUUGCACAGCGACUUUGGCGUGGGGCGUUAAUUUACCGGCUCAUGCCGUAAUCAUAAAAGGUACCGAUAUCUACGAUUCCAAACAUGGCGCAUUUGUGGAUCUUGGCAUUCUUGACGUUUUACAAAUUUUCGGCCGCGCUGGUAGACCACAGUUCGAUAAAAGCGGCGUGGGCACUAUUAUCACUACGCACGAUAAACUUAACCAUUACUUAUCCCUGCUCACGAAUCAAUUUCCCAUUGAAUCAAAUUUCAUUCAAUGCUUGGCCGAUAAUCUUAAUGCCGAGAUAGUUUUGGGGACUAUUACAAAUGUUGAAGAAGCCAUAGAGUGGUUGAGUUAUACCUAUCUGUUUGUGCGCAUGCGUAUCAAUCCUCACGUUUACGGAAUCGAAUAUACCGAAGUUAUGCAAGAUCCCUCCUUAGAACAUAAGCGAAGAGCCUUAAUUGUAGGUGCUGCCAUGAGUUUGGAUAAAGCGCGUAUGAUACGUUUCAAGCAGCGAACUCUCGAUUUUAAUGUCACAGAUUUAGGUCGCACAGCUUCGCAUUAUUAUAUAAAAGACGAUACGGUAGAAAUAUUUAAUGAACUUAUAAAACCGUUUAUGAACGAAGGUGAUAUAUUUGUAAUGAUGUCGCAAGCCCAAGAAUUCCAGCAGCUCAAAGUACGUGAUGAUGAACUGGAAGAAUUGGACGAAUUGAAACACAAUUAUUGCAAAGUUAAAGUAUUUGGCGGUAGUGAAAAUGUUUGCGGAAAAAUUAAUAUAUUAAUGCAGACAUGCCUAUCGCGUGGCUAUGUCAAAUCGUUUUCUCUAGUCUCUGACAUGUCGUACAUCAUGCAAAAUAUAACACGCAUUGCGCGCGCCUUAUUCUCCAUUGUCUUGCGUAAUAAUGAUUCGAUACUUGCAGGGCGUAUAUUGCAAGUAUGCAAAAUGUUUGAACGACAACAGUGGGAUUUCGAGAGUCCUAUGCGUCAGUUCUCGCAUAUCAAUAUCGAGACUAUUGAUAAAUUAGAAAGUAGAGGUGUUAGUUUAUACACACUCCGUGAAAUAGAUCAUAAUGAGCUAAAGGAUAUAUUACGUAGCAGUAAAUAUGCUGAGCAGGUCUUACGUGCAGCCAAAGAAUUGCCUAUGCUCAAUGUUGAUGCUACUUUGCAGCCCAUAACGCGUACAGUGUUACGUAUUAAAAUCAAUAUAUGGCCAGACUUUCUUUGGAAUGAUCGGGUACAUGGUAAAACAAGUCAAAAUUUUUGGUUAUGGAUUGAAGAUCCCGAAUCCAAUUUUAUCUAUCAUUCUGAAUUGUUCCAGGCCACGCGCAAAUUUGUCUACAGCCAAAAACCACAAGAACUGGUGAUGACGAUACCUCUCAAAGAGCCUUUACCGCCACAAUAUUAUAUACGAGUAGCGAGUGACACUUGGCUGGGUACUAAUGCGUGGACUCCAUUAACUUUUAAGCACUUAGUGCUACCGGAACACCAUCCCCCUCUUACUGAACUUUUACCGCUGCAACCUUUAGCUGUUACUGCUCUGAAAAAUCCGGUCUAUGAAUCUUUAUACAAUUUUACGCAUUUCAAUCCCAUACAAACUCAAGUCUUUCAUUGUCUUUAUCAUACUGAUAAUAACGUUUUGCUGGGCGCACCCACAGGUUCAGGUAAAACUAUAGUGGCGGAAAUCGCCAUACUUCGAACGCUCAAUAAAUAUGAAAGAGCUAAGGUUGUUUAUAUUGCGCCUUUGAAAGCUUUGGUUAAGGAAAGAAUUAGCGAUUGGAAGAGACGUUUCGAACAGGGACCUCUUAAGAUGAAAGUAGUGGAAUUAACUGGUGACGUUACACCGGAUAUACAAGCUAUUCGUGAUUCUCAACUGAUAGUUACAACACCAGAAAAAUGGGAUGGUAUCAGCCGGUCUUGGCAGACAAGAGAAUAUGUACAGGAUGUCGUACUAAUUGUUAUCGAUGAAAUACAUUUACUGGGGGAAGACAGAGGACCUGUUAUUGAAGUAAUCGUAUCACGUACGAAUUUCAUUACAUCGCACACCGGAUGCAAUAUACGUAUCGUUGGUUUAUCUACUGCUUUAGCCAACGCUCAAGAUCUCGCCAAUUGGCUGGAUAUUAAGGAAAUGGGGUUAUAUAAUUUUAAACCUUCCGUAAGACCGGUUCCUUUGCAAGUGCAUAUAAAUGGGUUUUCCGGCAAACAUUACUGUCCACGGAUGGCCACUAUGAAUCGACCGACAUUCCAAGCAAUACGCUCUUAUUCGCCAACGGAACCCACCAUAGUUUUUGUUUCAUCCCGCCGUCAAACUCGAUUAACCGCUUUGGAUCUGAUUACUUUUGUCGCUGGUGAUGAGAAUCCCAAGCAAUUCCUGCAUAUGUCCGAGCAUGAAAUGCAGCAAAUUCUGCAGGGGAUCAAAGAUUCGAAUUUAAAAUUCUGCUUAGCCUUCGGCGUAGGUCUUCAUCAUGCCGGCCUGCAAGAAACUGAUCGUAAAACAGUUGAAGAGCUCUUCCUGAAUCGCAAGAUUCAAAUACUUAUCGCUACCGCUACUUUAGCGUGGGGAGUCAAUCUACCCGCUCAUUUGGUGGUUAUAAAGGGCACCGAAUAUUUUGACGGCAAAGUUAAAAAGUAUGUUGAUAUGCCGAUCACCGAUAUUUUACAAAUGAUGGGUCGUGCUGGGCGCCCUCAAUUCGAUAAUGAAGGUGUCGCUGUAGUUUUGGUGCACGAUGUCAAAAAGAAUUUUUACAAAAAGUUCCUAUAUGAUCCUUUCCCUGUCGAAUCCAGUCUUUUGGAAGUUUUGCCCGAGCAUAUAAAUGCUGAAAUUGUUGCAGGCACUGUGCAAACAAAGCAGGCGGCUUUAGAUUACCUCACAUGGACUUACUUUUUUAGACGCUUAUACCGUAAUCCAACGUAUUAUAACUUGGAAGGUCUCGAGCCUUCGCAAAUAAAUCCUUAUCUUUUCGUUUUGGUUGAAAAUGUAGUAAAUGAAUUGAAAUCGGCUGCUUGCUUGAUAGAGAAAGAACAUUUGCUCAUACCAACUUUCCUGGGACGCAUAUCGUCCUUCUAUUAUUUAUCCUAUCGUACAAUGAAGCACUUCUUAGACGUUUUACAACCUGAGAUGUCUACACUGGAUUUAUUACAUGCCAUAGCCGAUUCAUACGAGUUCGAUCAACAGCCUGUUCGCCACAAUGAGGACAAAUAUAAUGAAGAAUUGGCCGAAUCUUGCCGUUAUCGACCACGUUCAGCUACUUGGGAUUCGUCAUACACAAAAACUUUCCUUCUCCUGCAAGCUCACUUAUCUAGGCUUGCUUUGCCAAAUUCGGAUUAUUUAACGGAUACGAAAUCAACGUUGGAUAAUGCUGCACGUGUUAUGCAGGCCAUGGUCGAUUACACUGCAGAACGUGGCUGGUUGACGACUACUCUCAAAGUGCAGCAGUUAAUGCAAAGCAUUAUCCAAGCAAGUUGGUUUGACGCAAGUGAAUUCCUUACACUGCCAAAUGUCAAAAAUAACAACGUUCAUGUUUUUUACAAUGUAAACAACAAUAAUCAAUAUUUGAAUUUACCAGUCUUGAAGGAUCUCUGUCGAAAUGAUUACGAAAAAUUAGCGGGCCCACUAAGAGAUGCUUUCGAAGAGCACGAAAUCGAACAAAUCUAUAAAGUUUUACAAGCUAUGCCUGAAUUAAUGGUCUCGAUAUCAAUACAAGGACGAUUUAAUGAUAAUAAAGAAUGCUUGCGAGAGAAAAUAAACAACGAUUUGAAAUCAAAUGUCUGGACGAAAGUACAUUCAAACGAAGAUUAUGUUUUAUGCAUCGAUAUUAAGCGUUUGAAUAUCAGCGCGCGUUAUAUUGACACUGCCGUACAUUGCCCGAAAUAUCCAAAAGGAAAGAAUGAAGCAUGGUUUUUAACAUUGGGCUCUCAGGCUAACGAUGAAUUGUUAGCUAUGAAACGUGUUAAUUUGCGUGGCUUAAAGGCUUCCAAUCGUAUAACGUUCCAAUGUCCACCACGCAAAGGCCGUUUACUUCUAACUUUAUACCUAAUGUCCGAUUGCCUAAUUAGUUUCGAUCAACAAUACGAUUUGCAAUUUGAAGUGAUUGAUGCCAAAUAAAAUGCAGUGAAAAAUUUUUAAAAAA
Glossina fuscipes is the source of this 6624-nucleotide messenger RNA. RefSeq names its product activating signal cointegrator 1 complex subunit 3 (gene obe). Bases 66 to 6599 code for a protein of 2177 amino acids. Lineage: Eukaryota; Metazoa; Arthropoda; Insecta; Diptera; Glossinidae. The record is from RefSeq and is a predicted model, not a curated record. The transcript is spliced from 9 exons. Gene Ontology annotation, molecular function: ATP binding; ATP hydrolysis activity; nucleic acid binding.